UGAGAACAAAAGGGGAAAAAGCUGCAAAGCUAUUCGUUUUGCUCAUCCUAGGACCUCAAAGUGUUCUUCGGAAGAUUGCAACUACCCCUAUUAACUAUUAACUCUAACCCAGUGUGGCUACAUUGACUGCCUUCGGUAGCUUAACCAGUGGCCAGGACUAAGUUGCAGCUCCUGUCACCACAGCCCAGUGUCAAGUUACCUUGUGUAAGGCUAGCCAGUUUUUAGCAUUUCAUCGGAUCCGCUGCAGAGGUGUCGAAAGCAGGAGAGUAUAUAAGUUAAAAUGCUCCCUGACAAAGAUGGUCCAGGUGUUGGAGGAGGGCAGAGCUCGCCCAGAGAAGAGGACCCCUCCGUGAGUCUGUUCAGGGACUACCUUCGUCUCAAAACUGUCCAUCCUGAACCCGACUACGAGGCUGCUGUUAGGUUCCUGGACAAAUUAGCAGAGGAGCUUGAGCUGCCGAUGAAAAAGAUUGAGGUUUGUCCAGGCCGAAUCGUGUCAAUCAUGACUUGGGAAGGGACAAAACCCACACUGAAAUCCAUCUUACUGAAUUCCCACACAGAUGUUGUACCUGUUUACCAGGAACAUUGGAAAUACGAUGCUUUCAGUGCUUUCAAAGAUGCAGAGGGCAACAUUUAUGCCCGGGGAACACAGGACAUGAAAUGUGUAACUAUACAGUACAUCCAGGCUGUCAGAAGACUGAAAGCUGGGGGAUGGAAACCGGCACGCACUGUGCAUCUAAUGUUUGUUCCUGAUGAGGAGGUCGGAGGUCACAAAGGAAUGGAAACAUUUGUCACACAUCCAGAGUUUCUGAGGUUAAACAUUGGCUUUGCGCUUGAUGAAGGUCUUGCCAAUCCUGGUGAGGCAUUCACUGUCUUUUAUGGAGAAAGAAAUCCCUGGUGGAUUACUGUCUGCUGUCCAGGAAGUCCAGGUCAUGGGUCCAGGUUUGUGGAAAAUACAGCCGCAGAGAAGCUGAGGCAAGUUAUAAACUCCUUUCUGGACUUUAGAGAAAAGGAGAAACACAGGUUGAACACCAGUGAGUGUUUCACUCUAGGUGAUGUCACCACAGUGAACAUGACCAUGGUUAAAGGGGGUGUGGCUUACAAUGUCAUCCCAGCUGAAAUGGAUGUCAGCUUCGACCUGAGAAUACCCCCUACAGUAAACCUUCAGGAGUUUGAGAGACAGAUCAAGCAGUGGUGUAAGGAAGCAGGGGAAGACGUGACAUAUGAGUUUGCUCAGAAACACAUGAACCAGAAUAUCACAUCAACAGAUGAGAAAGACCCCUGGUGGAGCGCCUUCAGUACUGCCUGCAAGCUAAUGAAUGUGACUUUAGAAAAGGAGAUCUUUCCAGCUGCCACAGACAGCCGUUUCAUCCGAGCGAUGGGUAUUCCGGCUAUUGGCUUUUCUCCGAUGAACCAGACCCCCAUUCUGCUGCACGAUCACAACGAGUAUCUGAAUGAGCACGUCUUCCUGAGGGGAAUCGCGGUGUAUGAGAAGCUCAUUCCGGCUCUAACCAGCGUCGCUGCCUUACCUGAUGAAGCUUAGACAAGUUCUCAUAUAGAAUGCUCACUGAAACACAUUUCACAUAUAAUAUCAUUUUUAAACUUGAGAAAUUAGGAGAGAUAACCAAAGAAUAGCGUAUGAAUCAUAAAGCCAAAUUGAGCACUUUAGCUUUGGUGCUCUUAAUAUUCUCAGGAUGUAGGCACAGUGCAGUGCAUUACUUGGUGUUGUAGCAGGUUUCAUCAACAAGAUUAACUGUAUGGAAACAUCGAGUGAGUGGGUUUGUGUGAAUGUAGUCUAACAUGAAAACACAUUUAAAGUGUUAAAAAAGAUUUUUCACUAAUAUGGAAGAAUCAACUUCCUACAAUGUGAAUAUUACGUUUACUUAUAUCAAAUGUAUUACUGAUUAAUUAAAAAUUACGAUUCCACAGAUAGAAUCUUAUUUAAUAAACUUUCAAUUGCUAAUUCAA
Messenger RNA from Menidia menidia (Atlantic silverside), 1965 nucleotides. Lineage: Eukaryota; Metazoa; Chordata; Actinopteri; Atheriniformes; Atherinopsidae. The record is from the annotation of a GenBank genome assembly.